Molecule: messenger RNA, 982 nt
Organism: Pelagomonas calceolata
Lineage: Eukaryota; Pelagophyceae; Pelagomonadales; Pelagomonadaceae
Source: the annotation of a GenBank genome assembly
CCUGUAAUAUAGAUUGGCUGCUUUAAACUCGCUGGGCACCAUGUCCACCACGCCCCAAAAAAGAGCCACCCAGCACACGCCCUUCUCCCCAAGACCUAAAGCCCAAACGCCACGAACCCCGAAAACGCCGGGCGCCGCCUCGCCGACGAAGCGCGGCGCCCGGACCGCGGGGCCCGGCCGCUUCUCGCGGGCUGGCGUCCAAUUAACGAAGGCGGGUGUAGCUUUUGGCGACGCCUUCAAGGCUUUAGGUCAGGCCGUGGGAGCGCUCGUGACCGCGCCGCCGGCGUCGAGCGCCAAAGCGCAGUUCCACACCGUCGUUAUUGGAUCCGAGAACCCGGUCAAAGUGGGAGCCGUCACGGCCGUCGUGGCUGACUACCCCGAGGUCAUAAGACCGGGGACCGUGCUAGAAAGUGUGACCGUGCCGUCGGGCGUGCCGGCGCAGCCCGUCGGGUUGGCGGUUGUGGUCAGUGGCGCCCGCAGGAGGGCUAGGAACGCCCACGAGGCGGCGGGCGGCGGUUCGAGGACCUUAGCCUUUGGGAUUGAGAGCGGUCUCAUCGAGGUGCCGCGCGAAUCGACAGAACACAAGCUCGCACGUUAUUUUGAUGUGUGCGUCGUGGCUCUCUACGACGGCGGCCACAUGACGCUCGGUUUAAGCUGCGCCUUCCAGAUCCCGCCGGCCAUCGCCGCCAAGGUCAUGGGCGACGAGGCCAUGGACCUGUCUGAAGCCACGGUCGCCGCCGGUUACUCGAAAGACGGCGCGAUCGGCUCGAAGGGCGGCCUCAUCGGCGCGCUGACGCGGGGCCGCGUCACGCGCCGCGACUACACCAUCCAGGCCAUCCGCAUGGCCCUGACCGAGCGCGAGCCGCGCGCGAGCCGCGGCCUGCCCGCCGCGUCGCUGCGCAACACGGUCGCCGUUACCGAGGCCUGAGUUGUUGACAGCGUAUCCCCCCAAUUUUGGCACUCCUAAUUCACCACGUAUCAU